CCGUAAUUAUCUCAAUCUCUAGGAUUCUGUUUCUAUCUAUCUUACAUCCAAAUAUUUGUUUCCUUUAGUUUUCUGUUCUUUCCCCUUUAUUUUCGUUUCUUUAUGGUCUAAUGCAGGGAUUGUCCUCCCUGCGUUGGACCCGUUUACCCGUCCCGGGUCGAUACUCACGCCGCCCGGAAACUUUCUGACAAUUAGUUCAUCCAUCAUGGGUUGCUUCAACUCCAAGCAUUCUUCUCCUCCUCCACGCCCUAUCCGCCGCCGUUCAGACACCGCCGCCAACCGAGGCCAUCCCCAAAACACCCACAAACCCCAUGUCCUUCCCACUCCGCCAUCUCACCGCCGUGUCGUCAACUCAUCUCCUAAAAAGCAUCGCAAUAAUGACGAUGACGCUCCAAGAUCGAAGACGACCGGAGUUAGCCUUAGAUCGGGAUUGCCGCAUGGAAAUGUAGAGGCUGAGCAGGUGGCUGCUGGUUGGCCUUCAUGGCUCACCUCCGCCGCACCGGAGGCCGUUCAUGGGUUGGUCCCAUUACGUGCAGAGGACUUCGAGAAAAGAGAGAAGAUUGGGCAAGGGACGUAUAGCAACGUGUUCCGGGCUUGUGAGGUAUCGACGGGACGAGUCAUGGCUCUAAAGAAAAUAAGGGUUCAAAACUUCGACACAGAAAACAUAAGAUUCAUAGCAAGAGAAAUCAUGAUUUUGAGAAGGUUAGAUCAUCCAAACAUCAUGAAACUCGAAGGUAUCAUCGCCUCACGGAACUCAAACAGCAUGUACUUUGUGUUUGAUUACAUGGAACACGAUCUCGAAGGCUUAUGUUCAUCUCCUGACAUCAACUUCACCGAGGCACAGAUAAAAUGCUACAUGCAGCAGCUUCUGUUGGCAGUAGAACAUUGUCAUUUACGAGGGAUCAUGCACAGAGACAUUAAAGCAGCAAACAUUCUGGUGAAUAACAAAGGAGUUUUGAAGCUAGCUGAUUUUGGACUAGCCAACAUUGUAACACCAAGAAACAAGAAUCAGUUAACAAGUCGGGUUGUGACGCUAUGGUACCGUGCACCUGAACUUCUAAUGGGUUCCACGAGUUAUAGCGUGUCGGUCGAUCUUUGGAGCGUGGGUUGUGUAUUCGCCGAGAUUCUUACCGGACGACCACCUCUUAAAGGAAGAACAGAGAUUGAACAACUUCACAAGAUUUAUAAACUAUGUGGAUCACCAGAUGAAGAACUUUGGAGAAAUAACAAGCUUCAUCCUCAAACUAAAAUGUUUGGACAACAACAUCAAUAUGAAGGUUGUCUAAGAGAAACAUUUGAGGAGUUUCCAAAAACAGCAGUUAAUCUUCUGGAGAAUCUAUUUUCUAUUGAUCCAGAGAAACGAGGAACUGCCUCUUCUGCUCUCAUGUCAGAGUACUUUAAUACAAAGCCUUACGCUUGUGAUCCAUCGACAUUACCUAAGUAUCCUCCUAACAAGGAAAUGGAUGCUAAGUACCGUGAAGAACUGCAACGAAGGAGAAGAGCAACUAUAAAGAAAAGAGAUAACUUGGUAUCCAAGAAAACGGGGAAAUCACGUAGAACAAUCAAAGACCCUCUUAGCAAGUUACCAACCCAACAGCAGGAAGCGAAGAAGGAAGCUGAGACAGAGAUCAUUGUCCAGACGCCAUCUGAGACAUCUCAAGCGACCACUCGAAGCGAGUUUCCGUACACUGCUCUAUCUCAAGCCACGGCGCCGGCAAGCGGGUUCGCAUGGGCUGGAGCUAAGAAGAGGAAAGAAAACGACGCAGCUUCGACGCUGACAUAUAAUCAGCCUGCGGGAUCCGCGAGCCACGUGAGUGGUAUGAGCAUGGCUUUUGCUAAGAACACAUUCGGGCUAACAAUAAACGAGAACCGACCAUUUCUUAGGCCACACGUUUCUCUAGACUCCUCUGGUGAUAUCUUGUUGUACCCUAACGCGCAUCACAAGAAAGAAGAAGAUAAUAUGAGUCAACUAAAUUCGGAUUUGAGGAAUGUUGGGGCGAAUCCAAAGAUUUUUCAAACCAAUGGGAUGAAUGAGAUAUUAAGGAGAACAGAAAGUGAUGCAAGAGUCGCUGUUCGAAGACCGCCACGGAUAGAAAGAGGUUAAUAACGGAAGAGAAAAAGCAUUACCAUUAUUCUUUUUAGCCAUGUUUCCCACUUGGCAUCAUUUGUAGUCCAUAAAAAAAAUUAAAAAUCUUUCACAAACAAA
Brassica napus (rape) is the source of this 2206-nucleotide messenger RNA. RefSeq names its product cyclin-dependent kinase C-2 C. Gene Ontology annotation, cellular component: nucleus; cyclin-dependent protein kinase holoenzyme complex. Gene Ontology annotation, biological process: positive regulation of transcription elongation by RNA polymerase II; protein phosphorylation. The transcript is spliced from 8 exons. Gene Ontology annotation, molecular function: ATP binding; cyclin-dependent protein serine/threonine kinase activity; RNA polymerase II CTD heptapeptide repeat kinase activity. Bases 206 to 2104 code for a protein of 632 amino acids. The record is from RefSeq and is a predicted model, not a curated record. Lineage: Eukaryota; Viridiplantae; Streptophyta; Magnoliopsida; Brassicales; Brassicaceae.